AUGGCGGAUCCAGUGGCCGCCGCGCUCAGCCGGCUCAAUCAGACGGUGGAGGAGCUGGGCGCCCUCGCCGAGACGUACGCGAGCAGCGAGGCGUGGCCGCAGGCCAUCGCUACUGGAGUAGCCGAAAACAGUCACAACAUCAUCCGUGAGGCGGGUGGCAUCCCACCGCUCGUGGCGCUGCUUGCGGGCGGGGCGGAGUCAGUGGCCGCGGAGGAUGCGGCGGGCGCGCUGUUUAAUGUGGCGGCCACGUCGGCCAACAAAGAAGCGAUCCGCGAGGCGGGCGGCAUCCCGCCGCUCGUGGCGCUGCUGGCGGGCGGGGUGGAGUCAGGCGCGGCGGAGAACGCGGCGGCCGCGCUGUGGAACAUGGUGAUCGGUUGCGACGUCAACAGCGACGCCAUCCGCGAGGCGGGAGCCAUCCCGCAGCUCGUGGCGCUGCUAGCGGGCGGGGUGGAGUCCAAGACGGCGGAGAACGCAGCGGGCGCGCUGUUGGGCCUGUCGAGAAAUGAUGGAGCUCACGCUGCUAUCCGUGAGGCGGGAGCCAUCCCGCCGCUCGUGGCGAUGCUGGCGGGCGGGGCGGAGUCCAAGACGGCGGAGAACGCGGCGGGUGUGCUGUGCAACAUGGCAUCCGGGAACACGGCCACCUGCGACGCCAUUCGCGAGGCGGGUGCAAUCCCGCAGCUCGUGGCGCUGCUGGCGGUCGGGACAGAGUCAGGGGCGGCGGAGAACGCGGUGGGUGCGCUGGCGAACCUGGCAAUCGAUUGCGACGUCAACAGAGACGCCAUUCGCGAGGCGGGCGGCAUCCCGUCGCUCGUGGCGCUGCUGGCGGGUGGGGCGGCUUCGGGCGUGGCGGAGACUGCGGCGGACACGUUGAAAGAAAUGGAGCACUUCGACGCGGUGCUGUCGGCCGUCGCCAGCGCCCACGCCGACACCGCCGCCUUCGAAGACUUGCACGCUGCACUCGUCAACGCGGCCACCGCCCGGCUGGAGGCGGCGGAGGCGGGCACCGACGCGGAGCGGCGCGCGCGGCGCGAGUCGUUUGGGCUGGGCGCGCUGCCGCCGCCCGAGGAGUUCAACUGCCCGCUGACGCUCGAGCAGAUGCGCGACCCGGUGGUGGCCUCGGACGGCAACUCGUACGAGCGCGCCGCCAUCGAACGCGUGCUCCGCGGCGACGGCCUCAGCCCCUUGACGCGGCAGCCGCUCGAGCGGACCCUCUUCCCCAACCGCGCGCUCAAGCGGCGCAUCGAGGAGUACGAGGAGAGGGACUUGCAGAUCGCGGCGAUGGUCGUGGCGGCGACGGGCGAGCGCGGCGAGGCAAGCGGAAGCGCCGAGCCCGCGCCAAAGCGGAGCCGCACUCGACGCUCCAGCCAGGUGACGUGA
Molecule: messenger RNA, 1377 nt
Organism: Emiliania huxleyi CCMP1516
Lineage: Eukaryota; Haptophyta; Isochrysidales; Noelaerhabdaceae
Exons: 4
Coding region: 1-1377 (458 amino acids)
Biological process (GO): protein ubiquitination
Cellular component (GO): cytoplasm; nucleus
Molecular function (GO): protein binding; ubiquitin-protein transferase activity
Source: RefSeq, a predicted model, not a curated record